This is a messenger RNA of Amyelois transitella, 1633 nucleotides long. It is a transcript of the gene BAEE, whose product is annotated as CLIP domain-containing serine protease HP8. The record is from RefSeq and is a predicted model, not a curated record. The coding region runs from base 237 to 1391 and encodes 384 amino acids. Gene Ontology annotation, molecular function: serine-type endopeptidase activity. Gene Ontology annotation, biological process: proteolysis. NCBI's taxonomy places the organism in Eukaryota, Metazoa, Arthropoda, Insecta, Lepidoptera, Pyralidae. The transcript has 8 exons.
AUGUCGCGCAAAUAAUCACUAUAUUAGGAAGCUCGGAGUUCUAUUUUUCUCAUAUCUAGCUGAGAUUCGAGGUUUCGCCAAAACAUGUUAAUAUUUUGAUGAGACGUUACAAGUGAUAACCUCAAGAAGGCAAAGUCAGGGUCGCACAGCGAAGCUAUCAGUUGCCGUCGAGCGCUCCACUACAACACUAUUCGUGAGAGGUUCGCUACAAUACAUGUUAUUAUAAAACAAACAAGAUGGACGCUUUCUCGAUAAAGACUAUCGGCGUAUGGAUGCUAGUUUGCUUCUCUGAAAUAUAUGCACAGCGAUGUCAAGGGGGUGCCGAGUGCAUAAUACUGCAAGAAUGCGAGGGUUUAUACAGUCGACUGCAACAGGGCAAUACUCCCCAACUGACACAACUCCUGCGCAGCUUGCAUUGCGGCUUCGAAUCUAAUACGCCUAAGAUAUGCUGCCCGCCAGAUUUCAGCGCGAGCAGUAGCAAUGGCGACGGGUCCAGCAACGUGGAGUCCAGGGUUCGCCAGCCAGGGUCCCUGCUGCCCGGGUACGACGUCUGCGGCAUCCAGAAUGAUGACAGGAUCGUGGGCGGCACCAGGGCUGAUAUAGAUGAGCAUCCGUGGAUGGCGCUGCUGAGAUAUGACAAACCGAAAGGAUGGGGUUUCUACUGCGGUGGUGUGCUGAUCUCAUCUCGUUACGUGAUGACGGCAGCUCAUUGCGUCAAAGGGGAAGACCUCCCGCAAAACUGGAGACUAUCCCAAGUGCGCCUCGGAGAAUGGAACACGUCGAGUUCGGUAGACUGCGUGGGCGACGACUGCAGUGGGCCAGUGCAGGAUAUCCCUAUAGAGAGGAUCAUCGCUCACGAUGGAUACGUCCCUUCUGAUACCAACCAACACAAUGAUAUCGCACUGUUGAGACUCGCAAGAAAUGUGCAGUUUAAUGAUUUCGUGAAACCCAUAUGUUUACCUACAGAUAGCGGUCUCAAAAGAAAUACUUUUGUUGGUAUUGACAUGGAGGUAGCCGGUUGGGGUAAAACAGAGACACAAACUGAGGAACAUAAAAGCGACCGCGAGGCUCAAGAAACAGGAUCUGAAUCUGACGUGAAACUCAAAGUGCGUGUGCCAGUGGUGAGCAACAACGAAUGUUCAAACGUAUACAGUAGAGUGAAUCGUCGAAUAAGCGCCAAUCAGCUGUGCGCUGGUGGGGUCUCUGGCGAAGAUUCCUGUAGAGGGGACUCCGGUGGCGCCCUCAUGGGCAAGGUGCCCUCCGUUAACAACUGGAUCGCAGUAGGCGUGGUAUCGUAUGGUCCUUCGCCAUGCGGAACGCCAGGAUGGCCUGGAGUCUACACCAGAGUCGGCGCUUACGUAGACUGGAUAUUACAAAAAAUUAAAUCUUGAUUCGACUACGAUUUUUAAUAUGUAAAAUUAGUCUCGUUAUGUGGCGUACUCAAAUGUUCUAUGCAUUUUAAUAUUGUCUAAUUGAAGCUACAAACGCUAAUUUAAUACCGUACCUAGUCACAAAAAUGUGUGCCAUGAUCUUUAGAUACAUUGUGAAUUUGAACAGAAUUGGGCUUUGAUUUUAAUGUGUUGAAAUGAUAAGAGAAGUUUUUUAAAAACAUUAUUACAUUUUUUAUAAUUGA